AACAACAACAACGAUGGCGGAAGAUCUGCGAGACCGCAACGAUCCGGAGCUGAAAUAUCUGUCCGUCGAGCGGAAUUCGUUCAACGAUCCCGCUACGCAAGCGGAGUGGACACAAAAGCGGUUAGUUUGGGUACCGCAUGAAUCACAGGGCUUCGUCGCUGCCAGCAUCAAAGGCGAGCGGGGCGAUGAGGUGGAGGUCGAGCUGGCCGAAACCGGCAAGCGCGUGCUGGUACUUAAGGAUGACAUCCAGAAAAUGAACCCGCCCAAAUUCGACAAAGUCGAAGAUAUGGCCGAGCUGACGUGUCUCAACGAAGCCUCGGUGCUGCAUAACAUCAAGGACCGAUACUACUCUGGUUUGAUAUAUACCUACUCGGGCCUGUUCUGCGUAGUGGUGAACCCGUACAAGAAGCUGCCUAUCUACACCGAGAAGAUCAUGGAGAAAUACAAAGGCAUCAAACGGCACGAAGUGCCACCACACGUAUUUGCGAUCACAGACACCGCCUAUAGAUCGAUGUUACAAGAUCGAGAAGAUCAGUCGAUUCUUUGCACUGGCGAGUCGGGCGCGGGUAAAACCGAAAACACAAAGAAAGUUAUCCAGUAUUUAGCGUACGUCGCCGCAUCGAAACCGAAGGGAUCUGUCGCGACACCAACGCCAGCACUUAUCAUCGGUGAAUUGGAGCAGCAAUUGCUUCAGGCAAAUCCCAUUCUGGAAGCGUUUGGUAAUGCCAAGACGGUGAAAAACGACAAUUCGUCUCGUUUCGGCAAAUUCAUUCGAAUAAACUUUGACGCUUCGGGCUACAUUUCCGGUGCGAACAUCGAAACGUAUCUGCUGGAGAAGUCACGUGCCAUUCGCCAAGCGAAGGAUGAACGUACAUUCCACAUCUUCUACCAGCUGCUGGCCGGUGCAUCGCCCGAACAGCGCGAACGCUUUAUCCUCGACGACGUCAAAACGUAUCCGUUCCUGUCGAACGGCGGGCUGCCGGUACCGGGCGUGGACGAUUACGCCGAGUUCCAGGCUACCGUUAAAAGCAUGAACAUUAUGGGCAUGACGGCCGAGGACUUUAACUCGAUCUUCCGCAUCGUAAGUGCAGUUUUGCUGUUUGGUUCGAUGACGUUCAAGCAGGAGCGUAACUCGGAUCAGGCAACACUGCCCGACAAUACGGUUGCGCAGAAAAUUGCUCACCUGCUCGGGCUGAGCGUGACGGACAUGACGAAAGCAUUCCUGACGCCCCGUAUCAAGGUGGGGCGCGAUUUUGUGACCAAGGCGCAAACGCGGGAACAGGUGGAGUUUGCGGUGGAAGCAAUCGCGAAGGCGUGCUACGAGAAGAUGUUCAAGUGGCUGGUGAACAGGAUAAAUCGAUCGCUCGAUCGUACCAAGCGCCAGGGUGCAUCCUUCAUCGGCAUUCUCGAUAUGGCCGGAUUUGAAAUAUUCGAGCUUAACUCGUUCGAACAGCUGUGCAUCAACUAUACGAACGAGAAGUUGCAACAGCUGUUCAACCAUACCAUGUUCAUCCUCGAGCAGGAGGAAUACCAGCGUGAAGGGAUCGAGUGGAAGUUUAUCGAUUUCGGGCUGGAUCUGCAACCGACGAUUGAUCUGAUCGACAAGCCAGGUGGUAUUAUGGCGCUGCUGGACGAGGAAUGCUGGUUCCCGAAAGCGACCGACAAAUCGUUUGUGGAGAAGCUGGCUGCCGCCCAUUCCAUGCAUCCGAAGUUCAUGAAGACGGACUUCCGAGGUGUGGCGGACUUUGCGGUGGUUCAUUACGCCGGCAAGGUGGAUUACUCAGCGACGAAAUGGUUGAUGAAGAACAUGGAUCCACUGAACGAGAACGUCGUUUCAUUGCUGCAAGCAUCGCAGGAUCCUUUCGUGGUGCAGAUCUGGAAGGACGCUGAGAUUGUCGGUAUGGCACAGCAGGCGCUCACCGACACGCAGUUCGGGGCCCGUACGCGCAAGGGUAUGUUCCGUACUGUGUCGCAUCUAUACAAGGAGCAGUUGGCGAAACUGAUGGACACGCUGCGCAACACGAACCCGAACUUUGUGCGCUGUAUCAUUCCGAACCACGAGAAACGGGCGGGCAAGAUCGAUGCACCGCUUGUGUUGGACCAGCUGCGCUGUAACGGUGUGCUCGAGGGUAUCCGUAUCUGUCGCCAGGGCUUCCCCAAUCGCAUUCCGUUCCAAGAGUUCCGUCAGCGGUACGAGCUGCUUACGCCGAACGUUAUUCCGAAGGGUUUCAUGGAUGGCAAGCGUGCCUGCGAGCAGAUGAUCAAAUCGCUCGAGCUCGACAGCAAUCUGUACCGUAUCGGGCAGUCGAAGAUCUUCUUCCGUGCGGGCGUGUUGGCUCAUCUGGAAGAGGAGCGUGACUACAAGAUUACGGAUUUGAUCGUCAACUUCCAGGCGUUCUGCCGUGGUUUCCUGGCCCGUCGCAACUAUCAGAAGCGACUGCAGCAGCUGAACGCGAUUCGCAUUAUUCAGCGCAACUGUGCCGCUUAUCUGAAGCUACGCAACUGGCAGUGGUGGCGUCUGUACACGAAGGUGAAACCGCUGCUGGAGGUGACCAAGCAGGAAGAGAAGCUUGUGCAGAAGGAGGAUGAGCUGCGCCAGAUCCGUGACAAACUGGAGAAUUUGUCCAAGAACUCGCAGGAGUACGAGAAGAAGUAUCAACAGGCAAUGGAAGAAAAGACACAUCUGGCCGAACAGCUGCAGGCGGAGAUUGAGCUUUGUGCCGAAGCGGAAGAAGGACGCGCUCGUCUAGUCGCUCGCAAACAAGAACUUGAGGAGCUUAUGCAGGAUCUUGAGUCACGCAUCGAAGAAGAGGAGGAACGCGUUAACGCACUGACGAGCGAGAAAAAGAAGCUGCAAAUCAAUAUCCAGGAUUUGGAGGAGCAGCUAGAAGAGGAAGAAGCUGCCCGCCAGAAGCUCCAGCUUGAAAAGGUCCAACUCGAUGCAAAGCUGAAGAAAAUGGAGGAAGACGUAGCGCUGAUUGAAGACCAGAACCACAAGCUGGUGAAGGAAAAGAAGCUGCUCGAGGAGCGUGCUAAUGACCUUUCUCAAACGCUCGCCGAAGAAGAGGAAAAAGCGAAACAUCUUGCCAAGCUGAAGGUGAAACACGAAUCAACGAUCGCAGAGCUGGAAGAGCGCUUGCUGAAAGAUCACCAGCAGCGCCAGGAAGCGGAUCGUUCAAAGCGAAAGAUUGAAACGGAAGUAGCGGACCUUAAAGAGCAGAUCAACGAGCGGCGCAUGCAGAUUGAGGAAAUGCAGCAGCAGCUGGUAAAACGUGAAGAAGAAUUAGCCCAAACGCUUGUGCGCAUCGACGAAGAGUCGGCCGCAAAGGCUGCGGCUCAGAAAACUCAGCGCGAACUCGAAUCACAGCUGGCCGAGAUUCAGGAGGAUCUGGAAGCGGAAAAGCUGGCCCGUUCCAAGGCGGAGAAGCAAAAGCGCGAUUUGAACGAGGAGCUCGAGGCGCUCAAGAACGAACUGUUGGAUUCUCUGGAUACUACAGCCGCACAACAAGAACUGCGUUCGAAACGGGAACAGGAGGUCGCCACACUGAAAAAGACGCUUGAGGAUGAGUCUGCCAACCACGAAUCGACACUGAUGGACAUGCGUCACAAACACGCGCAGGAAAUUUCCUCCAUCAACGAGCAGCUGGAAAAUCUGAAGAAGUUGAAGGGUGGACUGGAAAAGAGCAAGCAACAGCUUGAGGCAGAAAAUGCGGAUCUUGCCACCGAGCUGCGCAACGUAAAUCAAUCGCGUCAGGAGAACGAUCGUCGGCGUAAACAGGCGGAAACACAGAUCGCUGAGCUUCAGGUUAAAUUGACCGAAGUCGACCGUGUUCGCGUUGAGCUGCAGGAUAAGGUGACAAAGCUUCAGCAAGAAACGGAAAACAUCACGCAACAGCUGGACGAAGCAGAACUGAAGGCAUCGGCCGCGAUAAAGAGUGCCGGCAAUCUUGAAAGUCAGCUUACCGAAGCCCAGCAGCUGCUCGAGGAGGAAACGCGUCAGAAGCUUGCCCUGAGCUCUAAACUGCGUCAAAUCGAGUCGGAGAAGGAAGCGCUCCAAGAGCAGCUUGAAGAGGACGAGGAAGCAAAGACCAAUUACGAGAAGAAGCUGGCCGAACUGAACUUUACCAUUCAGGAUCUGAAGAAACGCUCCGAGGAAGAUUCGGACAUUGCCAAGGAGCUGGAAGAGUCGAAGAAAAAGAUGAACAAAGACAUCGAAACGCUUCAACGCCAGAUCCAGGAACUGCAGGCGGCUAACGAUCGUUUGGACAAGAGCAAGAAAAAGAUCCAGUCCGAGCUGGAAGAUGCUACCAUCGAGCUGGAAACGCAGCGCACCAAGGUGCUGGAGUUGGAAAAGAAGCAGAAGAACUUCGACAAAGUGUUGGCCGAGGAGAAGGCAAUCGGUGAGCAGGUGGCCCAGGAGCGUGAUGCUGCCGAGCGUGAGGCGCGCGAGAAGGAAACGAAGGUUCUUUCGCUGUCCCGCGAGUUGGAUGAAGCGUUUGAGAAGAUUGACGAGCUGGAAACGAAGCGAAAGGGUCUGCAGAAUGAGCUGGACGAGCUGGCAAAUACACAGGGGACAGCCGACAAAAAUGUGCACGAGCUUGAAAAGGCAAAGCGGGCCCUAGAAAGCCAGCUGGCAGAACUAAAAGCACAAAACGAGGAGCUCGAGGACGAUCUGCAGCUGACCGAGGAUGCCAAGCUGCGGUUGGAGGUGAACAUGCAGGCACUGCGCGCACAAUUCGAACGUGACAUUCAGGCAAAGGAGGAACAGUCGGAAGAGAAGCGUCGCGGGCUGGUCAAAGCGUUGCGCGAUCUCGAGGCCGAGUUGGAUGAGGAGCGUAAGCAGCGUGCGGCAGCGGUAGCCGCGAAGAAAAAGCUCGAGGGCGACAUCAAGGACAUGGAGGCCACGCUCGAGAUGAACAACAAGGUAAAGGAGGACGCACUGAAGCAGGCAAAGAAGCUGCAGGCACAAAUCAAAGAUGCGAUCCGUGACGCCGAGGAAGCUAAGGCGGCUAAGGAGGAGUUAGCCGCCAUUAGUAAGGAGUCCGAGCGCAAGGUGAAAACGCUCGAAGCGGACGUAAUGCAGCUGUCCGAGGAUCUUUCCAGUUCGGAGCGGGCGCGCCGUGCCGCCGAAGGCGAACGGGACGAGCUGCUCGAGGAAAUCAACUCCAACUCCAACAAGGGUUCGCUCAUGAUCGAUGAAAAGCGACGCCUCGAGGCACGCAUUGCCACACUCGAAGAAGAGCUGGAGGAAGAACAAUCUAACCUUGAACUGAUGGUGGACCGAAACCGUAAGGCGCAGCUAACGAUCGAGCAGCUGACGACCGAGCUGGCGACGGAGAAAUCCAACGCCCAGAACAACGAAGCGCUCAAGUGUGGCCUCGAGCGGUUGAACAAGGAACUGAAGGCGAAACUGUCUGAACAGGAGACGGCACUGCGCACGAAGCUGAAGGCGGCUACGGCCGCAUCUGAGGCGAAGAACAUGAACCUGGAGAAGCAGCUCGAAAACGAAACGAAGGAACGGUUGGCGGUGCAGAAGGCAAACCGCAAGCUGGAAAAACGCAUCAAGGAGCUGACGAUGAACAUCGAAGACGAGCGACGACAUGCCGAUCAAUUUAAGGAGCAGAUCGAAAAGGCCAACAAUCGCAUGAAGACGCUGAAACGCAACUUGGACGAGGCGGAAGAAGAGAUCCAGAAGGAGAAAACACUGAAACGGAAGGCCCAGCGAGAGUGCGAGGAUAUGCUCGAAAGUCACGAAGCACUAUCACGGGAGGUGAACGCACUGAAGUCAAAGCUGAGACGGGGUGGCGCAAUGGGCAGUCUCAGCUCGUCCCGAUUGACACCGAAACGCGAGAACGACUCGAUCUCGGUGCAGGAUGAAUCGCUCGAUGGCGAAGAUAACAGCAACUGACGAAAGACGUCUUCCAAUGGCAAACAGUAGCAGCAGCAACAGUAUCAAUCGCAACACCAACAACUCUACCACCAUUCCGGCGGCAACCUUU
Messenger RNA from Anopheles maculipalpis, 5999 nucleotides. It is a transcript of the gene zip, whose product is annotated as myosin heavy chain, non-muscle. The record is from RefSeq and is a predicted model, not a curated record. The transcript has 12 exons. Lineage: Eukaryota; Metazoa; Arthropoda; Insecta; Diptera; Culicidae. The coding region runs from base 14 to 5908 and encodes 1964 amino acids. Gene Ontology annotation, cellular component: myosin complex. Gene Ontology annotation, molecular function: cytoskeletal motor activity; actin filament binding; ATP binding.